UCCAACCAACUGUGUCCAUACCCUUGGCAAAGACGUCCUUGCGUGAACAAUUAGCUCCUCUGCUGGUCAGUGGUGAGGCUUGUGUUCCUCCAAGGUUGAGUCUAGUCGCUGCCCGCCGCCCUUCAAGCUCUCGCCCCAACCAGAUAUCCAUUCGAAGGGUAUUGUGACAUUCUGUUCGAAGACCGAAGACAUCACUUGCAUCGAUACUCAAUCAAAUCAUCUGUCACAAGAAUCAUUAUAGACUGUACUCUACCAACGAGGAUGACCAUGCUACCAGAUUCCCUCACCGACAUGGAGAAGCCGUCGUAUAUCGAAGACAGCAUAGCGCCUCACGUCAAACGAAACGAUCCACCGAUGUUCGACUUGCGCGCUAUAUGGGACGGUAGCAUCCAAAGACCGAGCAUGCAAAGAGCGGCAUCCCGCGACGCUUCUCAAGGCGUGAUUGAACAGAAGCUGGGAUCCAGCUCGCUCCUCGAAUCGACAAGCAUGGAAACAGAUAUCACAGCGAGCAGGAAGAUCUCUGCCAGCCAAUCCCCUUCCAGAUUCAUGAUCCCUUUUGAUUUGCAGAACGGUACUUCACCAAGAGGUUUGCAGGGUCCCUUUGAACAAGAGUAUAUGAAGCAUAGGCAGGCCUCAGAUGCCAUCCGCAUGCCGACAGCACUGCCUAUUGGUACUCCGGAUCGUCGCAAUUCAAGCAUAGCAGCAUGCUUUCCUGGCUUGGCCGGAUCGCCUGAUGACUCUACACUAGCGACACAAGGACAGCUAGGCUGGUCAGCCGCAAAACAACGUGCGGCAAGGGAUUCGGUCACAGAUAUCUGGAUGAAUCCUCUCAGCUCUCGAACCCCCAGCCGAGAGAGGCCGUAUCUCUCCUCGUUUCGAUCAUAUGGUGCGCCAACUACUCCGCCCUCUGGUGCGGAUAGCUUGCAGACGUCGCUGCAGGAAAAAUCAUUCGGCGAAGACGGAUAUCAACCAGAUAGAAGCCGUGCAGUGUCUCUCGCUUCGCGACCCCCGUCGCUUACCUCUACGAUUAGCGGCAUGAACAGUGCCACAGUUAGCCUUAUCGACGGCUUGUCAUCCCAAUGCAAUCAAACAAGCAUCCAGGACCCGAGCCCAGAUUUUGCUUCACGAGAAUCGAUUGUGAGCUCGACUGGUAAUGCAUUUGCGAGUCCGGAUCUACAGCAAUCGUAUUUUGAUAAAUCUGCAGCAUCACGCUCCUGGGCACCGCAGUCUCACAACAGCUUUGGUACCUUGCGAGAUAUGCGUCCGGCAUAUGGCUACGCACGCGAUAGUCCGGCACCUUCAAGGUCGUCUGAUGGACUACAUACUACGACCCAGAAUCAGAUGCUACGUGCUGCACGCCCCCUCAAUUUCAACUCUCGCGAGUUUUAUCCUGGCAUUUCAUGCGGCGAUUUCACGAACGACCACAAAGCGACCUCAGAGAUGUCCUGGAAAGGCCAGAACUUCCGAGAUGCGUUCACGACACAGCCCUUUGAACAGCACCACUACAACAGUGAUCCCGUAUUCGACUCGAACCCGCAACCGUUCUUACUCAGCCCUCCUCGCACAAAUGAUACAAACCCUCGCUCCUUCAUACCUCCGGCACACGAUCUUCAACAGGGACCAGCAGCAUUUCCAAUAGUUUCUGCAUCAAAUCACUUACAGCAUGGAAACAACGGACAAAGCUCCUUGCUCUCACAUUUCAGAGCCACGAUGAAGACCAAGCGAUACGAGCUGAGAGAUAUCUAUGAUCACGUUGUUGAAUUCAGCAGCGAUCAGCAUGGAUCGCGAUUCAUUCAGACCAGAUUGGAGACGGCAAAUCCGGAAGAAAGGGAGCAAAUAUUCAGCGAGAUCCGGCCCUACUUGAUUCCGCUCAUGACCGACGUCUUCGGGAACUAUGUAAUUCAAAAGUUCUUCGAGUACGGCAGCCUAUCGCACAAAGAUAUCCUUGCAGCGACGAUGCAAGGUCAAGUGGUCCCGCUCAGCUGUCAGCCAUAUGGUUGUCGGGUAGUGCAGAAGGCUUUGGACCAUGUCUCGGUCACCCAGCAAGCAUCGCUUAUCGAUGAGCUGAAUGGAGCGGUAGUGGAUCUGAUCCAGGACCAGAACGGCAACCACGUCGUCCAGAAAGUCAUCGAGCGCUGUUCGGCUUCCAUGAUCGAUUUCAUCGUGCAUUCGAUGCGAGGUCAGAUCCAUCGUCUCAGCAUCCAUAGCUAUGGAUGCCGCGUUGUUCAACGAUGUCUGGAGAAGCCGGCGCUGGCUUCGAAAUCGUUGAUCCUCUCCGAGCUGACGGAUUGCAUUCAGACCAUGAUCCCAGACCAGUACGGCAACUAUGUGGUACAAUACAUCGUCACUCACGAGGAUACCGAAUGCAAGCGCCGCAUCAUGGCUCAUGUGAUCGACAACCUCGAGAUUCUCAGCAGGCAUAAAUAUGCUAGCAAUGUGGUUGAAAAGUGCAUUCAAAGCUCCGAUGACGCCUACAGAAGAAGCAUUGUUCAUUCGCUCAGCAAUAUUGCCAAACGUCGCUCUGAGAGCGAGAGCUUGGUUGGCAUGGUUAAGGAUCAAUAUGGAAACUAUGUGAUUCAAACCCUUCUCGACACACUCUGCGAAAGCGAAUACCACACUCUGGUGAAUCUGCUCCGCCCUGCCAUUGCACAAGCGAAGCGCACGAAUCCCAACAACAAGCAGAUUCCUGCCAUUGAGAGCAAAAUGGUUCAUUCCACGGAUUACCCGCAACAACAACGUCUGCCGCAUUGGAGCACCCAGCGAUUCCAAUCGACCACCAAUGGAAACGCCCACUUCAGUACUGCUCAACACGCACGCAUUUGAAGUUUAUGGGGACAUCGAUUUACAAUGAGGGACGACGACUCGAGGAAAGCCGCAGUAUAGCCGCGGACUGAUCACGUCGAUUCGGCGUUCUGAAUGGAUAUGUACUGCGCAUAGCGAGCAUUGGUUGCAGGAGCAGCAGCUUUUGACAACCUGGCUGGCAAGACCAAGCUCUUGCAUGACAGGGCUGUGUCACGAAUAUACACACAUACGUACCAAAGUCAUAAUAGAUUAGAUACCCGGGAAUAGAGGAAAACGAUUUU
Dissoconium aciculare CBS 342.82 is the source of this 3083-nucleotide messenger RNA. Its product is annotated as ARM repeat-containing protein. The transcript is spliced from 3 exons. Gene Ontology annotation, biological process: nuclear-transcribed mRNA catabolic process, deadenylation-dependent decay. Bases 262 to 2823 code for a protein of 853 amino acids. Gene Ontology annotation, molecular function: mRNA 3'-UTR binding. Gene Ontology annotation, cellular component: cytoplasm. The record is from RefSeq and is a predicted model, not a curated record. Lineage: Eukaryota; Fungi; Ascomycota; Dothideomycetes; Mycosphaerellales; Dissoconiaceae.